Lingula anatina is the source of this 2140-nucleotide messenger RNA. RefSeq lists its product as uncharacterized. The record is from RefSeq and is a predicted model, not a curated record. NCBI's taxonomy places the organism in Eukaryota, Metazoa, Brachiopoda, Lingulata, Lingulida, Lingulidae.
CAUCUAUUAUGUACCUGGAUCGUGGUAAUUAAAUAUCAUAUAGAGGACAUUUCUUGACAGAAGCCAAUCCUAAAAAAAACUUACAGAACGAAACCGUAAUCAAACAACAAUGCAGCUACAAUAUUUGCGAAUGAAAUCUACAGUGAUGGUGAUAUUGUUGGUGGUUCUUAACGACCUCCUGCACACAGUAAGAGGACACGGGAUGUUGCUGGACCCCCCACAAAGGUCCAGCCUGUGGCGAUUUCGGCGGGACGUGCAAACAAAUUAUAACGAUAAUCAGCUGUUUUGUGGAGGAUUUCAGGUUCAGUUCGAACAAAAUGGAGGCAAAUGUGGAGUGUGUGGUGACCCCUGGGACGGACCGAGAGAAAACGAACCCCCGGGAAUCUAUGCUCAGCCAAUCAUCUCCGGGGCAUACUCUCGCGGUGACGUCAUCAAGGUCCACGUGAAACUGACAGCCAAUCACUGGGGCUGGUUUGAAUUUCGUCUUUGUCCAAAUGACAAUUUUUACAAGACUGUGACACAAGCUUGUUUAGACAGGCACCUGCUGAGACUAGCUGAUGGCACGGGCACCAGAUGGCACAUCCCCAGGACAGCCCCCUUCCAAAGCGACUUUUACAUCUUGCUGAAAUUGCCGGAGUACGUGUUUUGUGAAAAACAGUGUGUUAUGCAGUGGAUGUACAAUACAGGCAAUAGUUGGGGCAGGGACCCGGUGACCUUAGAAAGCUGUAUCGGAUGUGGGAACCAGGAAAACUUUAUCAACUGCGCUGACGUCACCAUCUCCGAACAAUCACCUACCGUCCUGCCAGCGUCUGGAUCACGUGGCUGCAUCGGCCGGCCUCGGGGUCAGCACAAUGGCGUGUUUGGCGCGAUAUUAUAUUGCAGAGACACGUGCACGGCUGACGUCUGCGACACCAGGUACUGCGUGUGCAAGACCAUGAGCGCUGAAAACGAAGGGUCACUUUACCGUCAUUGUCAUCCAUGGCCACGAAGGUCCUUCUACACGAAGUAUGGCAGCACGAACUCACUGGGUUACUGUAGAAACCACUGCUCUCUCUCCUCUUUGUGCGCAACUCAGUCAAACUGGUGCUUCUGCGGCGCAGAGCCGUUCAGGGGUUAUAACUCAACAGAACUAAGAACGCCAGGCGAGGAAAUUGAUCCAAUACCACAGAAAAUACAUUACCCAGUAGACAACUCACACGACCAGGGCAGUCCAGACGCCCAAGACGGCCUUAAACCAUUGCCCCCACCUCUAACACUGGACACACCCAAACCUGAGCAUUCCACAGAAACGCAAAGUGCCAAAAUGGAGUGCGUACCCAAAGGCAAAUGGAAAUCUCGACCUGGAACAAACAAAUGGUGUCGGGAACUCUGCCCAGAAUCCCCAGCAGGCUGUUCUAGGCCAGGGCUUAUGGUGGUCUGUACUUGUAAACUAAAAGAUAUGGUGUUGAUUUUAUAUCAGGUGGCGGGCGUUAUCUAUGUCUGCCCCGGGGGUAGCAGGGGGUGGGUCUGCCCAGGGGGUAGCAGGGAAAUGCACCAGCAGGGAUUGGCGGGUGUGUUCAAAAUGAAUAAUUUGUAUUAUAAGCACAGAGGAGGUAGACGUCACUGUGUAUUAUUGGUGGCCGCCAUAUGGACAGUGGUCGCAGUAGACGUCGUGCAGGGUAACGGACGGCUGGUCUCCCCUCCUAUGAGGUCCAGCGCGUGGAGAUUUGGGUUCCCCACCCCCAGAAAUUACGACGAUCACGCUCUGAACUGCGGUGGAUGGCAUAACCUGUGGGAGGUAAACAACGGACACUGUGGGGUAUGUGGCGACCCCUUCCAGGGCCCCAGAGAUAACGAGGCGGGAGGCAGGUUUGCCACGGGUUACCUGACUGCCGUCUUUACACAGGGCCAAACCAUACAAACCGUAAUUGAAUACACCGCCAACAAACUCGGAGGAUGGAUCGAGUUCCGUGUGUGCCCUGUGGAAAACGAAACUGUUCCCGUGACACAAGCUUGUCUUGACCAGCAUCUGCUACGGUUUAUGGAUGGCAGUGCACGUCAUCCUUUACCUGUGAACUUUACGACUGGGUAUCACAGCUAUAGUUUACAACUACCGUACGACGUGCAUGGGUUCCACUGUGUGUUGCAAUGGAACCAAUAG